Vespa mandarinia (Asian giant hornet) is the source of this 3140-nucleotide messenger RNA. It is a transcript of the gene Ced-12, whose product is annotated as engulfment and cell motility Ced-12. Gene Ontology annotation, cellular component: plasma membrane. Gene Ontology annotation, biological process: actin filament organization; cell motility. NCBI's taxonomy places the organism in Eukaryota, Metazoa, Arthropoda, Insecta, Hymenoptera, Vespidae. The record is from RefSeq and is a predicted model, not a curated record.
UGAGCGUGUGUCUCUUUUCUUUAGUAAGUGCAAGUAUCAAUUGGAUUUUUUUCUAUAAACUUUAUGUAAAAUUAAUAGUACAAUAUAAAGAUGAUAAAGCUUUAUGUUUAAUAAUUAAAAUAAUUUUUUUUAUUUCUUCUGUAAUGAUUAUAUAUACGUAAAAGAUAAUGACAUGUACUGUUUCUUCCAACAAUUCCAGUACUUUUUAGUGAAACUGAAUACGAAACAUAUUUUAUAAACUUGGAAUAAGUAGAUGUGUAAGAUAAGAAAAAAGAUAAAUGAGUAAAGUUAUUCAAUAUCUGUCGCUAGAUAGCGCUUGUGUUACUAUCAAUCACACAAGCUUCCUCUAUGUAAGUUUUAAUAUCGCUGCAUGUCACCAUAUUUCCAAUUUUCUUGAUAAAUACGGGAUAUAUACUAGGUAUACAUAUUAAACAAUACCUUGUUUGUUUACUAUAUGAACAUUUAAAUAAUAAAAACUUGUGUCUAAACUAUUCGAUAUCAUUUUAUACUCUCUCUCUCUCUUUCUCUCUGUCUCUCUCGUAAAUAAAAUGGCUACCGCCCAAAAUUAAAAUGAAACAAAAUGUUACGUAUGUGAAUUUGUUUUUAUACGAGAAAUCAUUUAGUGAUGUAGAACUUGCGACAAUUUUAUGAUGACAUAAUCUUUACGACGAAUAUUUUCCAAAGAUAUAUCAGUAAUUGAAAAAGCAUUUUUGAAUGACAGUUGUCACUUUUAUAACACGAGUCAUGCAAAAGUCGCAUGAUUAAUGAUACAAAAUAUAAAUUGACACUUAAUGAAUGCAUUAAAUAUAAUUUACAUGAUUGUUGAUUAUAUUUAGCUGUUCAAUUUAUAUGAGAAAAUGCCGGUCCAAAAAGAUUCCAAUAUUGUGAAAAUCGCUGUUCAGAUGACAGACCAAGUACCACAGCUAAUUGAAUUUAAUCAGAAACAGCCAUUAACUGGUAUUAUUCAGGAGCUGUGUAAUGGAUGGGGUCUUUCUGAUUCAGAAUUAUAUUCAUUACAAUUUUCUGAAAAUAAUAAUCAAAAUUAUAUUACAGAAAAAAAUCGUAAUGAAGUAAAGAAUGGUAGUAUUCUGAGAUUGGAAUUUUCUCCUUCUAAAAUAGCUACUGAUAUAUUGACAAAACUGAAUAGUGGCACACCAGAGGAAAAUGUAACAGCAUUACAUAAAUUAAGUUCUUUAAGUACAGAUAUGACAUUUGCAUUAGAAUUUAUCAAUAAGCAAGGAUUGGGUCUUAUUAUUUCUCAGGUUGAGGGUGGAAUGCGUAAAGGUUUAGCAUAUUCUCUUCAGUCCUUUGUAGAAUUGAUGGAUCAUGGGAUUGUAUCUUGGGAUAUUUUGGAGAUACCAUUUAUUAAUAAAGUAGCGAGCUAUGUGAAUAAUCAAUCUGUAUCUCUAGAUACCAAUAUAAUUGAAGCAGCACUUAGUAUUUUAGAAAAUAUUGUUUUAAAUUCAUCAGGCAAAUAUGCUCAAGUUGAAAAAGAAGUUACCUUUCCUAAUUUGGUAAUGCAUUUGCAAAGUACAAGUCCACAAAUACAGCAAAAUGCUAUUGCUUUGAUUAACGCUUUAUUUCUCAAAGCUGACACAUCCAAACGAAGAGCUGUCUCUGCUACAUUGCAGUCAAAACAAGUCCGAAAUGUUUUUCUUUCCAAUAUAAUUAAAUCAAGUGGACAGGUUGGUACAGAAAUGGCGCAUCAAUUAUAUGUUCUACAAACACAAAUUUUAAGUCUCUUAGAACAGAGAAUGAUGACUAAAAUGGAUCCACAAGAUCAAGAUGCACAUGAUAAAAUAAAAGAACUUAGACGAAUUGCAUUUGACACAGAAGGUGGUAUUGGAACAGAUGUAACAGCACGCAAGCAAGGUUUAUAUGCUAAGGAUUAUAAAAAAUUAGGUUUCAAAUAUGAUAUUAAUCCUGCUCUUGACUUUACGGAAACUCCACCCGGUAUGCUAGCGCUCGAUUGUAUGGUAUAUUUUGCUCGUAAUCAUACGGAAAAUUAUACAAAGGUUGUCUUAGAAAAUUCUUGCCGAGCGGAUGAACACGAAUGUCCAUUUGGCAGGACAAGUGUUGAACUUGUAAAAUUAUUAUGCGAGGUGUUACGUAUUGGAGAAGCACCUAGUGAACAAGGACAAUCGUAUCAUCCUAUGUUCUUCACACACGAUCAUCCAUUUGAGGAAUUUUAUUGCGUUUGUAUAGUUUUAUUGAAUAAAACAUGGAAAGAAAUGAGAGCGACUAUCGAAGAUUUUGUAAAAGUAUUUUCUGUUGUAAGAGAGCAAAUAACAAGAGCACUUCAGUGCAAACCAACAGGAUUAGACAAAUUUAAAAGCAAAUUACAACAAUUGACGUAUUCAAUGAUCACUAAUCUUUGGCAGCAAGAAAGGACUAGUCGCGAGGAAUGGGAAAGUCACGCAAGACCGAUUGUUGAGCUCAGAGAACAAAUUACACCUGAAAUAUUAGAGUUAAUUCAACAACAACGUCUUGGAUUUUUAGUAGAAGGAACUAGAUUUAUGAAAUAUAGCGCCAGAGGACAGAGAAUAAAGGAUAAAUUUUGGUAUGUGCGUUUAUCACCUAAUCAUAAAGUAUUACAUUAUGGGGAUUGCGAUGAAAAGUCAGUACCAUCGAUAGAUGAACUACCUACAAAAUUGGCUGUUGUUGAGAUUCGAGGUUUAAUAACUGGAAGAGACUGUCCUCAUAUGAAAGAUUUACAAAGAAGAAAAACGACGCAUCAAUUAGCAUUUUCCUUAAUAUUGGAUUCUGUUGAAGUUUCCAGUCUAGAUUUUGUUGCUCCUGAUGAACAAGUUUUUGAUUAUUGGACUGAUGGCAUUAAUGCUUUACUUGAUAAUAGAAUGACCAGCAAAGAAGCUGAAAAUGAUCUAGAAACUUUAUUAUCUAUGGAUAUUAAAUUAAGACUUUUGGAUGCUGAAGGAAUUGACAUACCUCAAGAUCCACCGCCAAUUCCUGAACCCCCACCAAAUUAUGACUUCUGUUACGAAUUAAAACAAGCUAAAUGAAGAGGAGUAGAUCCAAAGUAAUCGGGUUUCUGCAAAUCAACGCCGCUGUAAAUCAACAGUCUGAUCAACUCUGCAUGUCCUUUGUAAGCGGCCCAAUGAAGUGCGGUAUCUCCAUUGAUA